AUGGCAAGCAAUCGACAGAAAUUUCUGAUUAAAAAUUCACUCAUUUCUUUGUUAAAAGCGCUUGAAGGAAAGGUGACAACUGUUGAAUUACGGAAUGAACAUACAGUCACAGGAACGAUUGAUUAUGUUGACGGAUUUAUGUGUGUUUCAAUGUCGAAUGUUUGCUUUAAAACAUUGUCAGGAAAAAUGACCAACUUCGAACAAUUUUACAUACAGGGACCUAAUAUAAGAUUUGUACAGAUUCCAGACGAAGUUGACAUGAAAAAGGCGAUUCAUUGGGAGGUAAAUAAAGAAAGGAUAAUGCGGCAACGGAUGCAGAAAGCAAUCAGUGAUGCUGUUAUAAAAAAGAGACAGAAAAGGGAAAAAGAAAUAACGAAAAAAGAAGAAAAAGAACAGAAAAUGAAAGAAGCAGAAGAUAAAAAAGAUGCAGCUAACUGA
Messenger RNA from Mytilus trossulus (common blue mussel), 438 nucleotides. Its product is annotated as U7 snRNA-associated Sm-like protein LSm10. Gene Ontology annotation, molecular function: histone pre-mRNA DCP binding; U7 snRNA binding. Bases 1 to 438 code for a protein of 145 amino acids. The record is from RefSeq and is a predicted model, not a curated record. Gene Ontology annotation, biological process: mRNA 3'-end processing by stem-loop binding and cleavage. The transcript has a single exon. Gene Ontology annotation, cellular component: cytoplasmic U snRNP body; nuclear body. NCBI's taxonomy places the organism in Eukaryota, Metazoa, Mollusca, Bivalvia, Mytilida, Mytilidae.